GUGUUGCUGCCUCUUGUCACAGAGAGAACGGUUCACUUAAAUGCAGCUGCAGUACUUCUGUGAGAUACCUGUCAGAGCCAUUCCCAGUGCGAGGUUGGGUUUGUGACCAUGAUGUCAAGAUUUGUCUGUCUUCUUUUCUGUGGAUAUAUUGCACUAAACCUGGGAAAUACUCAGAAAUUGCCAAGAGUGAAAAGGCAGAGUCUGAAGGUUCAGAUCAAUGCGACAGAUGACACUGUUUGCAUGAGGUAUCUUCGACCCAGUCAAAGCACCAAACUAGAAGGUUUUGUCCUGGGUUAUGGAAGCAACUUCUUUUCUAAUCAGUACAUUCCUUUACCUUCAGAAGGAAAAAACUAUGUAACAGAACUUGAUGCAGAACCACGGUAUUUGGUUUCAGUAAGACCAGCACGUGUUUCAAAUAACAAGAAAUCUUGUUCAGGUCGGAACAAGACACAGAAGCCUCUGCAGCUGGUGGUUGGCACUCUCACCCCAACCUCUGUGUUUCUCUCUUGGGGCAUCCUAGUCAAUCCUCAACAUGACUGGACAGCAACAAGUAACUGUGCUAGUGACAGGUUCUAUACAGUUCGCUACAGAGAAAAAGGUAAAGACAAGAAAUGGGUUUUUCAGCUCUGCCCAGCUACAGAGACAGUGAUUGACAAUCUGAAGCCAAACACACCUUAUGAAUUUGGAGUUAAAGACAAUGCAGAGGAUAGUAUUUGGAGCAAGACUUUGAAUCAUAAGACAGUUCUCUCUAGUAAAAAAGUAAAUGGACAACUCCAGAAUAUGUACAAGUUGGUACCCAAUUCCCAAACACAGAUUAUACUGAGUGAUAAUAAGAAAUUGGUCCCUGUCACAAUAAUCAAACAAAUUAUUCAAAAUCGGACACAGUCAAAAGCACCAGAUAGUUCUUCUCUCCCAGGAGCAAUAUUAGUGCACCUUAUUGUUCCAGGUCUCAAUGAAAGUCAGCAGAAACUUCCUCCUCUCCUGACAAUAGAUGACAUACCUCAAGCAUCCAGGAAAAAACUGGCUAAGAAUGAAACUGGAGUAUGGCCUGCUGAAUCCAAAACACCAGAAGUUCAAGAAAUCUCCCCGCAGUCCCUUCCAGCUCAGGCUGAGAAAACACAUGGACCUGAAGCUUUUAGAUCAACGCCUAAACCCAAAUUGGUGCAAACUCAAAACAUACUGGCUUCCAAAGAAAUACAGCUACUUCCUUCUGGAUCCAGAAUCCUUGAUGCUCCAAAAAGUCCAUUGACAGAACUUGCUACUCAGAGUCCAGCCUUGAAAUCCAUAUCUCUACCUUCUGCAGAAAAAAGAGAGAUGGAAAUGGCUUUUGAGGAAAAACGAACUGUUUCUUCGGGAUCCAAACUGUCCAGUACCAUGGAAGUGCAACCAACCCGACCCGCUUCACAUGACUUUCUUCAUGUUAUUUCUACUCCCCAGACUUUUACAUCUUCAGAAAUACCAGGCACUGAUUUAGGUGAAAGGAAGCCUCUUUCUUCAAGAGUCACAACAUUUGGUAUGCCAGAAGUGCCACCAAUCUCAGCUGCGACCGAGAGACCAGACCUGGAAUGGACCUCCUCUGCUUCACGGGAAACCACAAGGAUGGCUGCUCGAAGACCGAGGCCGAAGCCCACCACUCCUUCCUCCCUGGCAACUCAACAAACUAUGAUGGCCUCACAUGACUUUCUUCAUGUUACUUCUACUCCCCAAACUUCUACAUCUGGAAAAAUGUCAGAGCAAGAGACUGCUACCUGGGGAUCAGGCCUGAAAAUCACUUCUCAUUCCUCCAUGGAAACCAGAGGGAGCGUGAUGGCUUUUGAUGAAAAUCAGCGCAUUUCUUCAAGACCUGAAACAUCAGUCAUCCAAGAAAUACCAUCAGCUAUACCUGUUCUCCCGAGACCAGUUCUGGAGCCUACAUCUUUUCCUUUCCUGAAAACCACAAGGACAGUGAUGGCGACCGAGAGACCAGACCUGGAAUGGACCUCCUCUGCUUCACGGGAAACCACAAGGAUGGCUGCUCGAAGACCGAGGCCGAAGCCCACCACUCCUUCCUCCCUGGCAACUCAACAAACUAUGAUGGCUUCACUGGACUCUAAUCAUAUCAGUUUCCUGUCCCAAACUUCUGCAUCUGCAGAAAUAUCAAAAACAGAGACUGUUACAAGUUCAGCUGACCUGGAAAAGCCUAUGCCUCCACUUUCCAGAGCACCUCAUGUGCUAACAACAACUGCGGGUAAUAUUUUCAGUGGUAUUCAGCCUGUUCUUUCAAGUCCUGUGGCACCUAGUAAGCCUGAAAUAGCAGAAGCUGGACCAGCAGCAACAAGUGAAUCCAUUCUGGAAUCUUUCACACCUAAAACUUCCCGUCCUUUUCAAUGGCCAAGGGUAACAUUAGCUCCAAAAGAAAUACCACUUAUUCCUUCUAAACCGAAACCAUCUGCUACCCCAGAAGUACAACAUGUGAAACCUGCCCCUAAACCACCACUUUUGAAGCCUAAAACUUCUGAGACUGUUGAACAACCAAAAGCAACCCUAGCUCCUAAGGAAGCAAAACUCACUACUUCUGCAUCUAAACCUAGACCAUCUGCCAGACCCCAAAAGCCACGAACUAAACCUGCAACCAUUUCAGCGUCAGUCACUUCUAGGAGUCCCUAUACAUAUGAACGUCCAAAGACUGCAGAGGUCUUGGAACCUAUUACACUUAGAACUGAACCACCAAGGUCACCCAUUGCUCCGAAGGUGACUCAACGUGUUCCUUCUAAACCUAAAACUUCACCCAAACCUCACAUUCCACAAGCCAAAGAUGUCCUGGAAUCUAUAACACUUAGAACUGAUCAACUAAAACCAACAAUAGUUCCUAGAGGACCACAGUAUGUUCCUUCCAAACCUAGAACAUCACCAAGCCCAGAGGUGCCACGAACAAGACCUGCUUCCAAAGAUACAUAUCACAGGCCUUCCAAACCUAAAACAUCACCCAGUCCACGUGUUCCUCCAACUAGAGCAAGUCCUAAAGAAAGUCGACGAGUCCCUUCCAAGCCCAGGGCAUCACCAAGUCCAGAUGUACCACACAAAAAACCUGUUUUGGCAGGUGGUACAUUUACAGUUGAACAACAAAAAACAGCAGCAGCUCUUAAAGAACCACAACAUAUUCCUUUUAAACCUAGAGCAACUCCCAUCCCGGAUGCUCCAUACAGGAGACCUGAGAUUCUUCCAACCUUUGAUGAACGAGAUACUACUAUGAUUCCUCAUAUUCCUGAAAGAACAAAGGCAAUAUUUGCUCCAACUGAAAAACCGUUCAUUCAUACCAAACGAAAAACAACUGAAAGACCAAGAGUGCCCUACACCAAACCUGCAAUACAUCCGACAACUCCGCAACCAAUUAUUACAAAAUCUUCUACUACCACUGGUCAUUCAAGGGCAACAAUGGCUCCAAAAGAAACACUGCUCAUUCCUUCCAAAUCCAAAACAUCUGUUGGGCCAGAAGUACCACAAACUAAACCUGCUCCAAGGGCAACACACCUGGGAUCAAUUAACCUUGUAACAGUUCAUGUUGUUGAUGGGUCCAAAAUAACUUUGGUUCCCAAUGAAACAUACCACAUUUCACCCAGGCCCAAAAUUGGUCAAGCAACCGAAAUUCCUUGGUUCAAUACAGCACCUCAUAAAACUCGUCUCACUUCUGCAAGACCACAGCCUUCGGAUAAAUCACAGACCCGACCUGCUUUUAGUAAAACCACACUAGCACCAGUCAGAACAAGAGCACCUGGACUGCCAAAGUGGAUUGAGCCAACAACAGAUGACUUUUAUACACCUGAGGCUACUGCCAGACCAAUUGACAUGGAUGUCAAAAGACCUCCAGAAUAUGUUGACACCUGGCAAAAGCCAAUUUCUGUGACUAUACCACCUGGCCCUCAGCGCCCUCCUAUACCUCCUGCCAGACCUACACAAAUGAGAAGAAAACCUCUGCCUCCUAACACUGUGACUGGUAAACCAGGGAGUCCAGCUAAGCCUGCUGGACCAACAGCACCUGUGAGGACAGGAACAUUGUAUAAGACACCAACAGCUUUUGCAACUCCAGAGUAUUAUGUUGAUGCAACAGUCUUCAGCUCAAGUCCUACAUCAGAAACAGAUUCUUCAGGAAAACCAAGGUACCAAGCACCCCAUGUCAAGUACAUGAAGAAAGAUGAUGAUGUGCCUUGCUCCAUCACAAGCUCUCUUGAACAUUUUCCUCAAGAAGAAGUUGGCAGCAAGGAAGAACCCACUCGUCCUCCACAAAAUCCUCCAACCAACCUCACAGUGGUGACUGUAGAGGGCUGUCCAUCCUUUGUCAUAUUGGAUUGGGAAAAACCAGAUAAUGACACUGUUACUGAGUAUGAGGUUGUGUCAACUGAAAAUGGAGGAAGUGAUGGUGAAAAAGAGAAAUCAAUUAUCACUACAAAUCAAACCCAUUCUACUGUGGAAAACCUAAAACCUGAUACAAGUUAUGAAUUCCAUGUGAAACCUAGGAACCCCCUUGGCGAAGGUCCAAGUAGCAAUGUUGUGGCAUUCAGUACCGAAUCAGCGGACCCAAGAGUGAGUGAGCCAAUUUCAAUGGGGAAAGAUGCUAUCUGGACUGAAAUCCCAUUCAAUUCAGACACAUACUCAGAAUGCAAAGGCAAACAAUAUGUAAAGAGGACUUGGUAUAAGAAGUUUGUAGGUGUGCAGCUGUGCAAUUCUUUGAGAUACAAGAUAUACCUCAGUGAUUCACUUACAGGAAAAUUUUAUAACAUAGGAGACCAGCGGGGCCAUGGAGAAGAUCAUUGCCAAUUUGUAGACUCAUUCUUAGAUGGAAGGACAGGACAGCAGGAAGAUCUGCCAGUCAAAGAUGGGUUUUUCAGGGCAGUUCGUCAGGAACCUGUCAAAUUUGGGAAAAUAGGCGGGGAGACUCAGAUUAACUACGUGCGCUGGUACGAGUGCGGCACAUCGAUACCUGGCAAGUGGUAGAUGCCACACGAAGAGGGUGCAAAGGCCCAGCUGCCCAGCGCAGGCUGCAGGAAGGCAACGCUUACGGUGCACCCGGCACUGCGGUGCUGGCUGACGUGCGAGACGUAUACCAGUCUAAUGCCAAUACUGCAUUAAUUGUGUAAUAGUGUAGGCUGCUUACUGUAGUUAUCCAGUGUUACAAAUUUGUUUUUAGAAUUUAAAAAGAAACACAGGCUAGGGAUUUGUUGUAGGAUAAUGCAUAGGGAAGCUGGCUCCCUAUUCUUAAGGUAUGGUUUAUAUGGUAUUUUAAAAGAUACAGUGUGUAUGUUAUUUAUCAGGAUGUUGUAAUAAAUGUUUAAGGCACAGAUAUGCCAGAGUUGGUCAUGAAAUGCAAUGUGUGUUAGUUUUAAAUAUUCACUGGUCCUGUAAUGCAAGUGCCAUAAGCUACCCAUCCUAAUCCAUCUGUAAUAUCUCCCAGUCAUAAAUUAUAGAAAAGAUCCUAUAAUUUUUAAUAUCCUGCAGCCAGUAAAAUUGAAGCACUUUCUCCUUACAUGUACAAACAGUUUAUGCUCCUGCCAAAACGCCAAGGUAGGUUGCUGUGUGUGCAGCUUUAAAUGAUCAAGUUCAGUGGAGUUUUCUUCCAUGUUUGUUUUCAAAUGUUUCAGCCCCAGUCAAAGCCACAUUCAGCCUGUCACUAUGGAGUCACAGGCUGGCAGUGGCUGGCAGGGAGGGUUGGUGUUCUCUAACUGAAGUGGACAGGUACAUAUGUACAUGGAAUGACAAAACAAAGCUGGCCUGCACAGCUGGGGUUUUUCAGGAAAAUGUAGUUUUCAGAGCCUGACACUGGUUCAAAAGCCAAAUGUAUGUACCAUGCAAGGGGACUUGGAAAGACAAAUGAAAGAGGAAAAAGAAUAAACUAGUUAUAACAGCACGAUCAGGUUUAUUUUAGUUAAAAAGAAAAAUUCUAGUUUAAAACAGUUUUCAUUGGGGACAAAGGGUAAAUACUGAUAACUGAACUUUAAAACUGCUUUACAGUUAUUUUGAUUUAAACCUCUCCCAAAGCUAUUUGUUGUACUGCUUGAACAUUUAUGAACUAAAUAAAGAGAUGUAGGUUUUUUUAAAGGUGUUAUUCAUUACCUUACUAAUGUAUUGAAGAAAUAUGAACAGGAACUACCAGAUCUAUAUAGUAGUCAUUUAUAGAAAAUACCUUAUAAAGUACAUUGCAGGUACACUGUACUCCUAAUAAAAAUAUUUUUUAAUCAAGUGGUUUUUUUCAAGUGUUUUA
Motacilla alba alba is the source of this 6235-nucleotide messenger RNA. It is a transcript of the gene ABI3BP, whose product is annotated as ABI family member 3 binding protein. Gene Ontology annotation, molecular function: protein binding. The record is from RefSeq and is a predicted model, not a curated record. The transcript is spliced from 59 exons. NCBI's taxonomy places the organism in Eukaryota, Metazoa, Chordata, Aves, Passeriformes, Motacillidae. Gene Ontology annotation, biological process: positive regulation of cell-substrate adhesion; extracellular matrix organization. Bases 109 to 4971 code for a protein of 1620 amino acids.